Molecule: messenger RNA, 1790 nt
Organism: Perca fluviatilis (European perch)
Lineage: Eukaryota; Metazoa; Chordata; Actinopteri; Perciformes; Percidae
Gene: spata6l
Product: spermatogenesis associated 6-like
Exons: 13
Coding region: 495-1652 (385 amino acids)
Biological process (GO): spermatogenesis
Molecular function (GO): myosin light chain binding
Source: RefSeq, a predicted model, not a curated record
AGCAUGAAAACAGCAUCAAACAUGACUAAUGGACUAGAGAAAUCUAAGUUGACUAAGACCAAAAUGACAGAUUAGUCGACUAAUCGACUAAGAGGAAGCAGCCCUACUAAAAACAGUUAAUGUCAAGUCCUGAAUGUAUGAAAUGCGUAGAAAAAUACAUUUGAAGGGGUAGCUACAUAGCUAGCCUACCCAAAUAUCAUAUCAUCGUAGGAUAGCACUCUUUAAAAGUGGCUGUUCACGUCAAUUCUACAUGAAUGGACACACAACACACUUUUCCCAUUGCUCCAGCAACCACGCCCGGAAGUUGUAGUAUCCAUGGUAACAAGGUAAGGCGACGCUAAACCGGAGACUAGCCAUUGACAUAGCUGUUCAUUUAAUCCAUCCACCCAUGAGCAGCCGUAUACAGUUACAGCUGUAACCUAGCUAGUUAGCUAGUCCGGUUUAUCCAUAGAGAGUAUAUAAACUGGUCUUAGCACCGCUGAAAGAAGAGUCCAAUGUCCCGAAAAGCGCUGAAAGUGGUGGUUGAACUAAAGUUCAGAGCGGUGUCUUGUCCUGGAGUUCAUCUGCCAGCCAAGGAUGACAUCUACCUCAGCAUGUGCUUCAUGGGCCAGUACCAUCAGUCGGACUGUCUACCUGCCGUCUUUCCUCUGCUCUUUCAUGAGAAAAUGAAAUUUGAGAAGAUUUUCAGGCAUGCAGUUGACCCUGGAGACAUCGCUGUAAUGCUGGAGUAUGAGAUGGUCACAAUUGAACUGGUGCAGCUGAUCCCUCCAGCGGCGGACACUCUGGCCUGCUUUGAAGAAGAUGCUCGGCGUUUCUUAUUCCCAGAGCCCAAACUGGUUCCCUCCUCCUCUGGAGUGGAUCGAGAGGUUCUGAUGACCCGAGCACCUCACUUUCCAGGUAUCGCUCCACGGUUGGAGUUUUCCACCAAAACGACCAUCACUGAGUGCCCUGCUGAUGCUCUGAUCAACAUUUACCCCAAUGUACCUAUGAGGCCAGUGAUGAAGAGGAACAGGAAAGCCUCGAGCAGACCCAGGAGCUCUUCUCCUCAGAGGAAACAACCUCAAACCCUUGGAAGGAGACAAGGCGGCAGGGCGUACAGGGGACGACACGGCGGCACCAGGUCACCAUCAUACAUCUCCAGAUCCCAGUCCCUGUCCCCUGUCAGAGCUGACACACAGCGCCUGGCCCGGCUCAGUCUGGACUCUGGAACUGACUGGGACACAGCUAGCACCUCCCAGCCUAUGCUGCCUUUGUGGCCUGGAGCCAGUCGCUCCGCUGUGUUUACCAAAUCCUCUUCACCUUUGACCAGGUCUUCAUCAACAGUGAGAUAUUCUCCAACUGGCAGAAGCAAAACCUUAUCCAAUGGUUUGGUUGGAGGGUUACCAGAAGACGACUCCAGCUCUUCAGAAACACAUGACCCCCUUGACCACCACCAAGGUCCUGACCCCUCAGGGCUGUGGCGGUCUUAUAGGGAACAGGCCAGGCACAGCAGGUCUCAGUCCAGCUCUCACAGAGAAUGGGAAGAGGUCCAAGAGCGUGUUCGGGGACUCCUUACGACACCAAAAGCUGUACGCCGACUUGCCUAUGGGGCCACACACUCCGAGGUAGACAGGGUUUUAGCCAGGAGGUCCAUCUCUCCAGGUCCACCGUGAUGACCUGGCCAGACUCUGGGAAAGAGACUAUCACCUUGCCAGGUGUCUUCGUGUGUGUGUGUGUGUGUGUGUGUGUGUGUGUGUGUGUGUGUGUGUGUGUGUGUGUGUGUGUGUGUGUGUGAGACAUCUAUACAUCAC